AUGGCGAGUAAUUCAAUUCAUAACUUAAAUACUGAUUUAUUCUUCAUUGAAGGGCAAGAACUUAUAAAAAAUGAAUAUGACCCAAUUAAUAAAGAACAUUGUGAAAUGGAACAUGUCGUCGUUAAAGAAGAAAUACUUGAAGAAACUGAAAAAAUGGAAUAUGGCUCAAUCUCAAUUAAAAAAGAACAAAGUACAAUGGAACAUGUAGCUGUUAAAGAAGAAAUACUUGAAGAAACUGAUUCUAUGAUGGAGCAUGGAUGUGAUAAAACAUUUACGAUGAAAUGCAAUUUAAUUACACAUAAUCGAACUCACACUGGGGAUAAACCGUUUUCAUGUGAAAUUUGUGAUAAAUCAUUUACUCAAAAAAGUGGUUUAAUUAAACAUAAUCGAACUCAUACUGGAGAAAAAGCAAAACCAAAAUAUUGUACAAUGGAACACGUAGCUAUUAAAGAAGAAAUACUUGAAGAAAGUGAUGAAAUAGAAUAUGGCUCAAUUAAUAAAGGACAUCAUGCAAUGGAACAUGUAACUGUUAAAGAAGAAAUACUUGAAGAAACUGAUAAAAUGGAAUAUGACUCUGUUAAAGAAGAAAUACUUGAAGAAACUGAUUCUAUGAUGGAACAUGGAGCAAUUAUUUUAAAUGACCCGUUAAAUAUUAAAGAUGAAAUAUUUGACGGAAACGUUUUAGACAAAACAUUUAACCGAAAGCAAAAUUUGAAUGAAACUUCUACAGGUGCAAAACCUUUUUCAUGUGACGUGUGUGAUAAAACAUUUACGUUGAAAUGCAAUUUAGUGACACAUAAACGAACUCAUACUGGAGAGAAACCAUUUUCAUGUGAAAUUUGUGAUAAAUCAUUCACUCAGAAAAGCGUUUUAAUUAAACAUAAUCGAAUUCAUACUGGAGAAAAACCCUUUUCAUGUGAAGUGUGUGAUAAAUCAUUUGCUGAAAAAAGCGAUUUAAUUCGACACAAACGAUCUCAUACUGGAGAAAAACCGUAUUCAUGUGAAAUUUGUGAUAAAAAUUUUUAUAACAAACAUUAUUUAACUGAACAUAAACGAACUCAUACUGGAGAAAAACCAUUUUCAUGUGAAGUGUGUGAUAAAUCAUUUUCUUAUAAAAUCGUUUUAAUAAAACAUAAACGAAUUCACACCGGAGAAAAACCGUUUUCAUGUGAAGUGUGUGAUAAAUCAUUUACUCUAAAAAACCAUUUAAUUACACAUAAACGAACUCAUACUGGUGAAAAACCAUUUUCAUGUGAAAUUUGUGAUAAAUCAUUUACUCAAAAAUGUAUUUUAAUUAAGCAUAAUCGAAUUCAUACUGGAGAAAAACCUUUCUCAUGCAAAGUAGUCAUGUGCCUACGGCGGCAAAAAAAAUGGGGCGGCAAAAAAUUCGUUUCAAUUAUUAAAAAUUUUGGAUCGUUUAAAAUGAGUGAUGGUAGACAACGACUAAGCGGGUAUCAAUACUCUAAAUUAAGAAAAGAGAAAGAAGAGAAAUUGAAAAAAGAUGUUGAUUCAUCGAGAAAAAUCAACGACUUUUUCAAAUCGUCAACAAAAGAGGUUGAAUUAUCGGAUGAAUUCACCAUCCCCGUUCAAGGUUAA
Chrysoperla carnea is the source of this 1596-nucleotide messenger RNA. Its product is annotated as zinc finger protein 436-like. The transcript is spliced from 5 exons. The record is from RefSeq and is a predicted model, not a curated record. NCBI's taxonomy places the organism in Eukaryota, Metazoa, Arthropoda, Insecta, Neuroptera, Chrysopidae. Bases 1 to 1596 code for a protein of 531 amino acids.